Spinacia oleracea (spinach) is the source of this 1578-nucleotide messenger RNA. Its product is annotated as GDSL esterase/lipase 7-like. The record is from RefSeq and is a predicted model, not a curated record. The coding region runs from base 67 to 1191 and encodes 374 amino acids. The transcript has 5 exons. Gene Ontology annotation, molecular function: hydrolase activity, acting on ester bonds. NCBI's taxonomy places the organism in Eukaryota, Viridiplantae, Streptophyta, Magnoliopsida, Caryophyllales, Amaranthaceae.
AAUUCUUUUAUUCACCUCCCUUGCUAACCCUAAGAAAUUAAACAAGUUUGCCUCAUUAACUUUUAAAUGUUACCUCCAACCCUCCUCCAUCAUAUCAUACUCAUUUUCCUCCACUUUCUCACAUUAUUAUCAACAAAUGCAAGCUCACCCCAAAAAAUCAAAUCAACCUCUCUUGCUCCUGCCUUGUUUGUGUUUGGAGAUUCUUUGGUUGAUAAUGGCAAUAACAACUUGUUGCCGACCAUAGCUAGAGCUAAUUACUCUCCUUAUGGCCUCGAUUUUCCUACUAAAGUCCUUCCCGGAAGAUUUACCAAUGGUAGAACUCCUGCUGAUUUUAUAGCGGAGUAUCUUGAAUUACCUUAUCCUCCGCCAUAUGCAAGUCUAUAUAGGCCAAAUUUGCUAACAGGGUACAAUUAUGCGUCGGGUGCAAGUGGCAUUCUACCAGAAACUGGAUCUCUUUUUGGAAAAUGCUUCAAUUUGGAUGAACAAAUUGGGAUGUUUCAAAGUACAAUUGAAUCACAAUUAGGCCCAUAUUUCAAAGAACAAAAACAGCUUAAGCAACAUUUGUCCAAAUCAAUAUAUUUUCUCUCAGUAGGGAACAAUGAUUAUCUUAACAAUUAUUUACACCCUCUUUAUCUUGAAAGCAAGGUUUAUGACCCCCCUCAUUUUGCUCACUUUCUCAUCGAUGAAUUAUCACUAAGACUACAGAGGCUAUAUGGUCUAGGGGCGAGGAAAUUCUUGGUGUCUGAGGUGGGUCCAAUUGGUUGCAUUCCCAUAUUUGCAAGGGGCGUGACAACUAACCUGAACCAUAAGCACGGCACGAAGUGUGAUGACGGUGCAAAUAACAUUCUGUUACUAUUCAACAAACAGUUAAUAGAAAUGAUCAAAAUUUUGGAAACAACUCUCCAAGACUCACACUUCAUUCUUCUGCAAACGUACUCGUUUAGCUACGACGCCAUUAUGAAUCCGGCUAAAUAUGGGUUAAGUGAUAGUAGCAAUCCAUGUUGCAAAACAUGGUUAAAUGGAACCUCGUCAUGCAUCCCAGAAGAAGCACCAUGUCAAAACCCGAAUAACCACUACUUUUGGGAUGGUUAUCAUCCUACUGAACUUGUCUACUCUCGUCUAUCAGCUCAGUGCAUCCAUGGCUCUUCUCUUUGCGUUCCUUUGAAUCUCAGCCACCUUGUUCAACUCUAGAUAUCAUGCGUAGGCCUGGUUAUUGGGCGGGUCAGGUAAUAAAGGGUCAAUUUUAGACGGUCGAUAGUUGGUGGGUCAAAAACCGAACAAGGAAAAUGGAAAAAAAGAGUCGUAUGUGAAUACAAGUUAAUACAAAGCUAUCAAUAAUUUUUGAAACCAUAACUAUUUACUUUUGAAAAUUAUUGUGUUAUAACUUCGGCCCAAUUAUCUCACAUGAAAACAAUAGAAAAACAUUGACUAAUAUAUAAGAUUGGUGGAUUACGCUACAUAUCACCGAUUAGUUUUAAGAGGAAAACCGUAUCAGAUUUAUGUAUUAUCAAUCUCAUUUAUGUAUGGGCAUGUACGUGGCCCAGUAAAUUUAUCACAAAAUUAUCUAUUUUACCUUCC